UGGAUUUAUAACACUUUCUAUAUCGGUGGAAACGACAUAGCUAAAGAAGGAGAUUGGAAAUGGCCGGAUGGUACUGAUGUGAUAAUGAAAAAAGAAACAGGAUAUCAAAACUGGAAAUAUAACCAACCAAAUGGUGGAACUGCUGAAAACUGUUUGACAGUUGGAAGAGAAAGGUAUGAGUGGGUUGAUGUAUCUUGUGAUGAAAACUUCUACUACAUUUGCCAGAAAGAGCUUCAAGGCCCUUUCAUUGAAAUACUAAGCAUCAGCGAAAACCAGAGAAUGUGUACAUCAACAAACUGCAGCACUGCAACACAAUUUGAGUGGUAUAAAGCAUCUAACAAAGUAUCAACCGCAACUACAAGUAGAGUUUAUCAAUCGAUACAAACUGGAUCGGCAACAUUGAAUCUUCAAAACGCAAAUAUUGCAGAUUCGGGAUCCUAUAGUUGUCGUUACCGACUUGGUAAAUUGUGGAAAACUACAACUGAAUCAUAUGAAGUGGCUGGAAAUCCCACAAUCUAUCGAAUAUCGAAUAACAACUGCCACCCUAACUUGAUCAUCUCAUGGAAACCGCAUACAAAUGCUGUUGGAUUCCCACACAAAAUAGAAGUAAGUCCGUCCUCAGGGGGAUCAACAAGAUGGGUGGAUUCACCAACAUCUGAGAAACAGUCGACCAUAAUAACCAGUUUGUUGCCUACCACAACCUAUACGAUCAAAAUUACUGCAUGUGUAACAAAAGACAAUUGCACAACCAAUUAUUCUACCACCCAAAAGGCAAGAACAGGUGGGGCAACGUUAUCUGCAGAAUCGCCAUCUAUUAUACAAUACAAGAAUACGCAAACUUGCGUCAUCUCUUGGAUCCUAUCUAACAAAUCAGUGACUAGUAACCUAUAUACCGUGGAACUGAAUCUAACUUCACAUCCGGUUUCUUCACGAGAUGCAAACUCGAAUAUAGACAUGAAGCUCAUAGACGUGACGUCAUCAUCCGUGUAUUCAUUUCAACCAGAACCAAAUCGUAACUAUUCGGCAUCUAUGAAAAUAUUUAAUUGCGUUUGGCCUGUCAAAGGUUCUUGUGUAGGAAACCCAACAGAUAUGAAAUCGUUCGAAUUCAACAUCGUCAGUUUCGUAAUUGGUUUUCUUAUCCCUUUGAUCUUCUGCGUAGUCUUUGGCUUAAUCAUAUACAAACUGAUGAAAAAGAUAAAGAAGUUGAAGAAAAUUGCAGAAGCGAAAGAACAUAAUUACGAAACUAUACAAGACAACGCAACUUCUUUCAACGACCCAGUUUCUCAACCGUCAUAUUCGAACGUGCUGCAAGAAACUGCCGGUUACGAACAAGCUCUUCCUGCGCCAACUAAGCAAACACAAGUGGAGUCAGCUUACGAACAACCAUCAUCUUCAAAUGUGCUGCAAGAAGCUGCCGGUUACGAACAAGCUCUUCCUGCGACAACUAAGCAAGCACAAGUGGAGUCGGCUUACGAAACUUACAACGCCUAAUGAACUACUGUACAGCUAUACAUUACUCUACUCUACUCAAAUAUCACAAAAUGAAAGAACACAUAUUGCAUUUGGUAUAACACUCUGUAAACUUGUAACAUACAAUCUCUUAGCUAUUGAGUAAUCAGUCAUGUUGGUGUCGAUCGACAUUUUCAUAUUACAGUCGGACCAAGCAAUUAUCUAUCUCUAUCCACUUACUCACGGAGACUGUAAUUGGCUCUUUAUGCUAUGUCUAAAACAUGUAUUGUCAUACAUUCUUAAGAACGACUCAGUUAGUUUUGUUAGGUCUACAAUUCUUCUAUUAUACUGCAAUAAUGAAAAUCAAAAGGCUUCACCCAAAAAAAUCCACCAAUUUUUUAUUGAUCGU
This is a messenger RNA of Styela clava, 1858 nucleotides long. RefSeq lists its product as uncharacterized. Gene Ontology annotation, molecular function: protein binding. The record is from RefSeq and is a predicted model, not a curated record. NCBI's taxonomy places the organism in Eukaryota, Metazoa, Chordata, Ascidiacea, Stolidobranchia, Styelidae.